Ceratosolen solmsi marchali is the source of this 734-nucleotide messenger RNA. Its product is annotated as gem-associated protein 8. The record is from RefSeq and is a predicted model, not a curated record. Bases 159 to 692 code for a protein of 177 amino acids. The transcript has 2 exons. Lineage: Eukaryota; Metazoa; Arthropoda; Insecta; Hymenoptera; Agaonidae. Gene Ontology annotation, biological process: spliceosomal snRNP assembly. Gene Ontology annotation, cellular component: SMN complex.
UAAUGGAAUUUAUUCAAACUAAUCAUGGAAGAAAACGUAAUAAAAAAUGUUUCAUAAACAGUAUAGAACUAUUUGAUCAUAUUAAGUUUGAGGUUAGAUCUGAAAAAUCAAAUAAAAUUCGAUAUAAUAGAAUAAAUAAAAGGUAAUUUCUUAAAACAAUGAACGCGAGUACUUUUUGGAAAAAUUACAAAGCAGCUGAUGAAUGGCAAAAAACACAUAAUGUGACAUGGUGGAAAACAAGAUGCUUUGCUUUAGAACAUGAAAAUCAUGUACUUAGAGUGAACAUUAAAAAUUUAAUUUCAGAUAAAAGUUGUAAAAGUAAUUUAACUAAAAUAUAUUCAAAUAGACAACAUAAUAUAAAAAAUAAAAAACUUGAAAAUGAAAGUGUUUUAGAUGAAAAUAUUGAAUUUCAUUUAAAUGAAGAUAUGAUGUAUUUUUUAACACAAAGUAUUAAACAUAAAAUUGAAUUAAAAAAAAAAAAAGAAAUUACAGAAAUAAAUAGAAAAAAUAUUGAAGAAUUAAAAGAAGGAAAAUUUGACUGGAUUAACAGAAAAAAUGAAGAUGCAAAAUUGCUAUAUGGUAAAGCAAGUUCGACGGUUUUAGCUAUGGAAACAGCUCUAGAAGCCACAAUUGAAAGACACAUAGACAAGACAAAGCCACAAUAUUGGCCAAACAUACCUUUAAGAUUAUAAAAUUGUUUCUUUUUCAAAUAAAUCAUUCUAUAUAAUAAAUAU